Molecule: messenger RNA, 825 nt
Organism: Prunus armeniaca (apricot)
Lineage: Eukaryota; Viridiplantae; Streptophyta; Magnoliopsida; Rosales; Rosaceae
Source: the annotation of a GenBank genome assembly
AUGUCUUUGUUGACGAAAAGCGAUUCAAUUCACAUUAGGGAAGUUUGGAACGAUAAUCUUGAGAAGGAGUUCGAAUUGAUUCGUAAGAUUGUAGACGAUUACCCUUAUAUAGCUAUGGAUACAGAGUUUCCAGGUAUCGUUUUGCGGCCCAUAGGCACUUUCAAGAACAGUUUUGAUUAUAAUUAUCAAACCCUUAAGGCCAAUGUGGACCUCUUGAAGUUAAUUCAGUUGGGUCUCACAUUUACUGACGAGAACGGGAACCUUCCGACCUGUGAAACUGACAAGCACUGUGUGUGGCAAUUCAAUUUCCGCGACUUCAACCCUAAUGAGGAUGUGUAUGCCAAUGACUCCAUAGAGUUAUUGUCACAGAGCGGUAUGGAUUUCAAGAAGAACAAUGAGAAGGGUGUUGAUGCUGUUAGGUUCAGCCAGCUACUGAUGACAUCCGGUGUUGUGCUGAAUGAAAACGUGGUUUGGGUGACAUUCCACAGUGGCUAUGAUUUCGGGUACUUGCUCAAGCUUCUGAAAGGCGAAACCCUUCCGGACACACAGAUGGGGUUCUUUGAUAUGAUCAAGGUGUAUUUUCCUACAAUUUAUGAUAUCAAGCAUCUCAUGAGGUUCUGCAACAGCCUUCAUGGUGGGUUGAACAAGUUGGCGGAGCUGCUAGAUGUGGAGAGAAUUGGUAUUUGCCACCAAGCUGGUUCUGAUAGUUUGCUGACUAGUUGUGCGUUCAUGAAACUGAAAGAGACUUUCUUUAGUGGGAAUCCUGACAAAUAUGCUGGUGUUUUAUAUGGUCUUGGUAUUGAGAAUGGAUAUAAUUCUCAUUGA